Messenger RNA from Magallana angulata, 5046 nucleotides. Its product is annotated as serine/threonine-protein phosphatase 4 regulatory subunit 4-like. NCBI's taxonomy places the organism in Eukaryota, Metazoa, Mollusca, Bivalvia, Ostreida, Ostreidae. The record is from RefSeq and is a predicted model, not a curated record. Gene Ontology annotation, cellular component: protein serine/threonine phosphatase complex; cytosol. Gene Ontology annotation, molecular function: protein phosphatase regulator activity. Bases 177 to 3053 code for a protein of 958 amino acids. The transcript has 27 exons.
UAUGCACAUUUCCAUCAUGGAGGCCAAGUGUGUUGUCAAGUGAAGCUUUCUCGAGCUUGUUUAUUUCUGAAAAACGAAGUGUCCUUAAAGAUUCUGUGUACCCCUGUAAAUAUGUAUCUUUGGAUGAUUGUUAAUUAUGACCAGAGUUUUGGAUAGAUUUAUUUUCAGCUAAUAACAUGUCAAGUUCUGUAGAUGCGACGUCGACGUCGCUCGCCGAGGACUUGCAGGAUUUGCAACUGGACAGACCUGCCAAGGGUCUCAAGUCCGUUGAAGAACUUGAAAAGUUAACGGUUGAUGAACACUUGAGUGAUAUAGAGAGAUCAGUGUAUUUGCUAAGUUCUGGACAAGAGGUGCAGAGAAUCAGCGUCAUUCACAAUUUGCCAGAUUUACUUCGAGACACAGAGAGUCAUGAUGAAUGUAUGCGGCGGGUCGUUCCCAAAGUCAGGGAGGUCCUACACCUGGCCCAGACAGACAUGCAGCUUGCUGCCACCUCGGCAUUCCUGCAGAUCCUACAGAAGAACCUGGUGCCCAUCCAGAACUACUCACAGACAUUCCUCCAGACAAUCCUCAAUAGUGUGGACAGCAAGGACCCAGACGUGGCCUCAGCUUGGUUAGAUACAUUACUUGAUGUCAUAGACCUCCUGCCGAAAGAAGUCAUUAAAAAAGAGAUCUUGGGGUCCGCCAUUUCAAAGGGACAGCUUGCACAGUCUGUUCAGUCCCGACUGGCCUGCUGUCGAAUCCUCGGCAAGAUCUCCACCAAGUUUGAACCUUUUGUAAUCAAGAAGGAGAUUCUUCCUGUGGUGCAGUCCCUGUGUCAGGAUGUGGACUAUGAAGUCCGGGGCUGUAUGUGCAGACAAUUGGAUUGUGUUGCCAGAGGACUGGGACUGGAGGCCACAAAGAGUGCAAUACUGCCAGAACUGGUGGAGCUGACCAAUGACGAGGAGUGUCAUGUCCGGAUCGCGGGACUGGAGACGGUUGUCAAUAUCCUCAGUCUGCUCGAUGCAGAAACCUGUGGUACCACCAUUAUUCCACUUGUGUGCAAGAUCUGUCAGCAGGCGGUGCAAGCUGAGGAUGCCACAUUGCCAGUGGUGGCUACUCAGCUCGGCAAACUGUGCCAUGGUAUUGCUGACAACCUCACAGAUGAGCAGAAGCAGUGGUUUAUAGAUUUCUAUAAGAAACUUUGUCAUGUGGGUUUGGAAAAGAACAAGGCAAGUAGUAGAGUGACCACGCCGGUAAUUGACAAGGAUCGAGGAGGCAGUAAAGAAUCAGACCUAACCGAUAUCUUUGAGCUAGAAGACAAAUUGGUGGAGUGCAGGAAAAACAGUGCAUUUAAUUUCCCUGCAAUGGUUUUAUUUUGUGGUGCAAAACAAUUCAAACCUGAUUUGCACGUAACCUUUACACAUCUGUGCAAAGACCCCCACUUCAUGGUGAGGAAGACGAUCUCCGGGGGAUUCCAUGAAGUCUGUAAGUUGCUCGGAAACAGUGCGAAUCUGAUUCAAUCAGAUCUUGUGGCUCUACUGAAGGACGAGUCAAUCGAGGUACUUAAGGGUGUUGUGAGCAAUAUGCCGGCCAUUCUGGACUGUUACAUGUCAAGUGGCAGCAACCACACUGUGUCCGAGUCCAAGUCUGGACCUCUAUCCGAUAUCAUUCCAGCCUUUUUGGCAUCAGAGAAUGCUGUUUUUACCUCCAACAACUGGAGAUUACAGGAGAUGCUGAUGAACAACUUGUCGUGCCUAAACAAGUGUUACUCUAGUGAAAACAUCUACAACAAAGUCAUUCCAAUUCUCAGGCAAAAACUCCUCAAAGCUAGGGCCCUACCAGUGAAAGUGGCAGCUGCUCGGUCCUUGCUGAAACUAACAAGGAAGGUGAAGAAGCGAGAGCAGAGGGAUGAAAUUUUCCACGGUUUAAUUCAUGAGUUUUGUCACGCCAGGAAAUGUUACCUGAGGAAUGUGUUUGUAGACAUUUGUAGAAUUGUGAUAGAACUGUACUCUAAAAAAUUCUUCAAGGAGACUUUCUAUGAAUAUCUUUUAGAAUUACACACGGACAGUGUGCCCAAUAUAAGACUCAAUCUGUGUUCAAUUUUACCUGACUUAAAACGUUUAUUAAUCCUUCCAACGGACCGAGGUCUCCUACAGCAAUUAGACGCUUGUGUUCGUAAGUUAUUAGUGGCAGAAAAAGAUAAAGAUGUGACGGACGGAGUUCAGAGUGCACUUGAAGAGUUGGACAAAAUUCACAUUCCAAUGCAAUCUAUGACAAGAAGAAACUUAUUUGAACAAGAUUUAGAAGAUCAAAAGAAAGAGGAAGAAGAGAAAUUACUGCUGGAUAAUGAGGAGAAAGAGAUGAAAAAAGAGGAGGAAGCAGCAGAGAAGAAGAAGGGAGACAAACGCAAUCUGGUGUCGGCCAAGAAGGGUUCGGAGAAUGGCUCCUCCAGCAAGAUCCCAGGACCUCGGAAAGGUUCACGAGCUGGCUUGUCAGGCUCAAACUCAACAACAAAGAAUGACAACAAACCAAUAUCCCCCAACACAAAGGGUGCAGGUACCAGUAACAAUAAGCUGGUCAAAUCUAAGUCCAUCAAUUGUCUUUCUCAAAUACCGAGGCGAGAUGGCAAGGAUCUGUCCAAGACUAAGAUAGUCUCACCCGCCCCUACCCCAGGAAAAUCUCCAGGUAACAAAGUACAGGUGAACAGUAACAUCAGUAAGGCCUCCACAGGGGACUCUAACAUUAACAAAAAGAGAGUGUCCUCCCCUAAGCUCUCCCGACUGCCUCUGUACAACUCCAAUCCGAAUCUACACCCAGGACGACCUUCAUCUCCCUCCCUCAUCCCGAUCAAAGCCUCAACCACAAGUUCAACCAACAAAACCAUUAAGGCGACUCGUGGGAGUGGCAUCCCCGCCCCCGGGAGUGCAGGAACAAGAAGGGCCUCGGUCCCAACUAUCUCCACCAGCAGAAGAGGAUCUCUGAGCGGUCAGCUCCCCACCGAGGUGACUCCAAAAGCAAAAGGCAGUAAUGGGGCACUCACUCCCUCCAUCAAGGAAAGGAAAAAGUCGAGAUAAUCUGGUGUAGUGAGAGGAGCUGAAUUGCGCACAUUGAUGCAUCCAGAGAAACCUUGCUGUUUCCAUAGCGACUGUGAUAGGACCAAUCAGAUUACCUGUGACAUGUAUUAUUGUAUAAUGACACUUGUGUAUGAUUUAAAUACUGCUGAAGAAAAGGAAUUGACAGACUGCUAAAAGAAUGUAAUAUGACAUUUAUGAAAUAAUGCAAAUGCAUUUUUGAUUUCUGUUAUAUAAAAAAGAAAUGGAGAAUCUACUGUGUAAAAAUAGACAGACACAGUCCAGAGAAAAAAAUGAAGCCAAAUUGUCACCUAUAAGUGCUCCUGAGAAUUCAGACAUUCCAUUUAAUUUUUUUUGUGUACAUUUUAUAGUCAUUAUUUAUAGUCAUAGUAUAAAGUGAUGAUAUAUACAAAUCAAAAUCCUAUAAUGAUGUUGUCUUAUUGAUGUUCAAGAGAUUUAAGAUUGUAACAGGAUGUUAUUUACCAUAAUUGAUAGUCUUGAUUGUUGGGAAAACUGCAUAAUUAAUUUACUUUGUCAGAGUUAGUAAAUAAGAUUUCUGUGGUUCUAAAUCAAUACAUGUACAUUGUACACGAUAAUCCAUUUUUACUGUUUCAUUUUGUAAUUCAUGAUUUAUAUUUUGUAAUGUAAAAAAAGUGCCUAAUUGUUAGAAAUCUUGUGCAUUAAUUUUGAAGAAGACAUAAUAUCCCUCCUACAGCACUGUAGAUGGACUGUUUGAAAGUAAUAUUUAAACUGUCACUUAUAUAUACAGCCGUGCGUAGAUAUCAACUUUCAGGUGCAAUCAUUAGCCACAGACUUUGAAUCAUGUUAGAUGGAUUUUAUUUUCUGUAUGUGUAUGUACAAGAACUUCAUAUCAUAAGAUAAAUGUGAAAAAACUGAAUGCUUAUAUCUUUGUGUACAAGUUAAUGAAAGCAUUUACAUAGAAAGUAAAAACCUCAGUAAACUGUAGUCAUUCCAGUAUUCUAUAGAAACUGCUGUAUUGUAUUGUGAUCAAACAUGUUUAAGAUAUGUGGCAGAUUUAGCAAACUGAGAAAGUGAUGUAUGAAAUUAGGUGUUCUGUGCAAUUGUUGAUGUCUUCAUAGAGUGAAAGGGAGAUAACUCCAUGCAGGUGUGCAUGAUAACCAAGUAUUUUCAUGUGCUGUUACUUGUUGACAGAUUAUUUUUGAGAGAAGUUGUUUAUUUUUGUUGAUUAAAUAAACUAGAUGUGCCUGUUGUAAACGUGAGAUUUUUAUCCCCAAAAGUUGCAGUCAUUGCAAGUUCUUAAAAAAUAGAUCUGUAUGAUGCAUGAAGUCUGUAGAAAUCCAUAUUUUACUGCAGGAACACUUGAUAUGUAAAGGCACCUACAUCUGAUACUUUUUGAACGUUUUAUUUUGAUUUUGCACUAUACAGCAAUAGAUUCAGUAGAAUGUAAAAAUGAAGAUUUAUUACUGUUAUUCAUAAUCAAUAGUCCAAUAUUGCGCAACAGGAAGGGAAUUUUACCUGUCCAGUUGGAAUUUCAGUGCUUACAGAUUUCAUCUUAUACUUUGAAUACCUGACAGUAUAAGAACUUUACUCUGUAAUCCACAAAGAAUUACAGCAUGUAGUUUACUAUUUACAUAUAUAGGGCUCUUUACAUAAAUUGUUGAUUUUCUUUCUUUUUUCUAAAGGAUACAUUUUCUUGUUAUUUUCAAACCUUUAAUGUUGUAUGAUAAAUAGGUAGAUAAAAUUAGUUAGCAUGAAUGUGCUGCCGUCCCAAAAGUUAUAAGAAGUAAAUUAUUUAUUUUGUUGUCUCGCAAACUAUUUUCCCUCAAUAUUCUUUUUUAUAUACUAUCAAUAACUGAACUUAUAUGGUCACCACUGUGUUGAAACAUUUCUGCUGAUUUUUGGACUGGUUUCAAGCUUUGAUUUGUAGUGAGAGCAUGCAUGUAGGUGCUUUAAGCUGUCUUGUUAACUGAUAUGAUGUAAACUCAAUGCAAUAUUAUUAAAUGACUCAACUGAU